AUGCCAUUCUCUGGGCUGCAGCGUCAGCGUGUGCUGCGUGGCAGAGCUGCAGCCAGUUCCUACAGGAGCGGUCGGCACUGUCAGACAGCAUCAACGUGUGGCUGGUCUGGCAGUGAGGAUGGACUUGGUCUCUUUGGUCUCCGAGUUCCCUGGUCAGAGCCAAAUUUUGUGUCAUCUUAUGACAUUGGGAACUUUACCUACUUCUUCUUCCGGGAAAAUGCGAUAGAACAUGACUGUGGGAAGACAGUCUUCUCUCGUGCUGCUCGGGUGUGCAAAAAUGAUAUUGGUGGCAAGUUCGUGCUGGAGGAUACCUGGACAACCUUUAUGAAAGCUAGGCUGAACUGCUCUCGCCCUGGAGAAAUUCCAUUUUACUAUAAUGAACUACAGAGCACUUUCUUCCUGCCAGAAUUGGACUUGAUCUAUGGGAUUUUUACCACUAAUGUGAACAGCAUAGCAGCCUCAGCAGUUUGUGUUUUCAACCUGAGUGCCAUAACUCAGGCCUUUAAUGGACCCUUCAAAUACCAGGAAAACUCUCGCUCUGCUUGGCUUCCAUAUCCCAAUCCUAACCCUAAUUUUCAGUGUGGCACCGUGGACCAGGGUUUGUAUGUAAAUCUGACUGAGAGAAAUCUUCAAGAUGCUCAAAAAUUCUUCUUAAUGCAUGAAGUUGUUCAACCAGUUAUUCCAAUUCCUUACUUCAUGGAAGACAACAGCCGAUUUUCCCAUGUCGUUGUGGACGUUGUGCAGGGCAAGGACAUGCUUUUCCAUAUCAUCUAUCUUGCAACAGACUAUGGCACUGUUAAGAAAGUACUUGCUCCAAUGAACCAGACUUCAAGCAGCUGCCUGCUUGAGGAAAUUGAACUCCUGCCGAAAAGUCAGCGAGAGCCCAUCAGGAGCCUUCAGAUCCUGCACAGCCAGAGUGUCCUUUUUGUGGGCCUUCAGGAACAUGUGAUUAAGGUUCCCCUGAAGAGAUGUCUCUUUUACAAAACAUACAGUGCAUGCAUUGGAUCCCAAGACCCUUAUUGCGGCUGGGACAUGGUGAUGAAGAAGUGCACAACGCUGGAAGAAAGUCUGAGCAUGAGUCAAUGGGAGCAAAGCAUUACUGUGUGUCCAAUGAGGAAUCUGACAGUGGAUGGGCAUUUUGGAACAUGGUCGCAGUGGAAACCUUGCACCCAUACUGAUGGUGCCAGUGUUGGCUCCUGCCUCUGCAGGACACGUGUGUGUGACAAUCCUGCUCCUCAGUGUGGAGGCUGGCUGUGUGAAGGACCAACCAUGGAGAUUGCCAAUUGUUCCAGAAAUGGAGGCUGGACACCAUGGACUUCUUGGUCACCUUGUAGUACCACUUGUGGAAUAGGCUUUCAAGUUCGUCAGCGUUCCUGCAGCAAUCCAACCCCUCGACAUGGAGGACGUGUCUGUGUGGGACAGAAUCGUGAGGAGAGGUACUGCAAUGAGCAUUUGUUGUGCCCCCCUCAUGUGUUUUGGACAGGCUGGGGUCCAUGGGAGCGCUGCACUGCUCAGUGCGGAGGAGGGAUCCAGGCACGGCGCAGAACCUGUGAAAAUGGUCCUGAUUGUCCUGGCUGCAGCGUGGAAUAUCAGCCUUGUAAUACCAACGCCUGUCCAGAGUUAAAAAAGACAACUCCUUGGACACCUUGGACCCCAGUCAAUAUUUCAGACAACGGUGGCCACUACGAACAACGUUUCCGAUACACCUGCAAAGCGCGCUUGCCUGACCCAAAUUUGCUAGAGGUGGGAAGGCAAAGGAUUGAAAUGCGUUAUUGUUCCAGUGAUGGCACCAGCGGAUGCUCGACAGAUGGACUGUCAGGGGAUUUCUUGCGUUCUGGACGAUACUCUGCUCAUACCAUCAAUGGGGCCUGGUCACCCUGGUCUCCGUGGUCUCAGUGUAGCCGUGACUGCAGUAGAGGUAUACGGAAUCGCAAACGGGUCUGCAGCAAUCCUGAGCCCAAGUACGGGGGACUUCCUUGCCUCGGCCCAUCUCUAGAGUACCAGGAAUGCAACAUUUUGCCUUGUCCAGUGGAUGGAGGCUGGUCUUGUUGGUCAUCUUGGUCAAAGUGCUCAGCAACUUGUGGAGGAGGGCAUUACAUGAGAACCCGCUCCUGCACAAACCCAGCACCAGCAUAUGGAGGAGAUAUCUGCCUUGGACUGCACACUGAAGAAGCGCUCUGCAACACACAGCCGUGUCCAGACAGCUGGUCCGAGUGGUCUGAGUGGUCCGACUGCGACUCGUCUGGCUUCCAGUUCCGUGUUCGUCAGUGCAUCAUUUUGUUUCCAGUGGGCAGCCAGUGCACGGGCAACACCACGGAGAGCCGAGCCUGUGCUGUGGACUCCAACUUUAUACCAGAAAUAUCAGUGGCACGAUCCAGCAGCGUAGAAGAAAAACGAUGUGGCGAGUUCAACAUGUUUCACAUGAUCGCAGUGGGAUUAAGUAGCUCAAUACUUGGUUGCCUUCUUACCCUGCUUGUUUACACUUAUUGCCAACGAUAUCAACAACAGUCACAUGAUGCAACUGUCAUCCAUCCCGUGUCACCAGCUCCUCUAAAUACCAGCAUUACCAACCAUAUCAACAAACUGGACAAAUAUGAUUCUGUAGAAGCCAUCAAGGCAUUUAACAAAAACAACCUGAUUCUGGAGGAGAGAAACAAAUACUUCAAUCCACAUCUUACUGCAAAGACUUAUUCUAAUACCUAUUUUACAGAUUUCAAUAAUUAUGAUGAGUACUAA
Leptosomus discolor (cuckoo roller) is the source of this 2736-nucleotide messenger RNA. NCBI's taxonomy places the organism in Eukaryota, Metazoa, Chordata, Aves, Leptosomiformes, Leptosomidae. The record is from RefSeq and is a predicted model, not a curated record.